GAAGAGCAGCUGGAGAGCUGACAGACACACCGAGUCCUGCUGCACUCUCAGGUUUGGCCUCACAACGCCUGCCGAAGUUGGGGGGCCACAGCAGCAUAUUGAAUAAAGUCACGUCGUCACUUCUUGGGACAUUGGGGACAUAAACAGACUGACGAUGGCUGAAGCCCAGCUGUUUAUAUCACAGGACGAGUUCAUCUGCUUGGUGUGUCUGGACACCCUGACUGACCCUGUCACCAUCCCCUGUGGACAUAAUUUCUGUCUGAAGUGCCUCACGGACUACUGGGAUCAGAGCCAAGUGUACAGCUGUGCUCACUGCAGACACACCUUCACCACAAGGCCUGAACUGAAGAGAAACACUCUGCUAAAUGAAGUCGUCAAGAAAUUAAAGAAGACAACAAUCAGUCCUCCAUCUCAGAAUUAUGCUGGCCCUGGAGACGUGGAGUGUGAUUUCUGUACUGGGAAGAAGUUCAGAGCGGUGAAGUCCUGUCUGACCUGCAUGGCUUCCUACUGUCAGACUCACCUGCAGCUUCACUAUGAAGGAGAUGUCUGGAAGGGACAUAAGUUGGUUGAUCCUGACAGAAAUCUGAAGGAGAAACUCUGUGAGAAACAUCAGAAAAGUCUGGAGAUAUUCUGUAAAACUGAUGAGAUGUGUAUCUGCUUGAUGUGUGGAAUGACCGAACAUGAUGGUCAUGAAAAGGUCGAACUGGAGACGGAAAGAGAAGAAAAAGAGAAACAGCUGAGGGCAACACAGAGUGAAAUUAGGAGGAGACUUGAAGAUAAAGAGAAGAAACUGAAGGAGACAAGGAGGGCGAUGGAGGAUAUGAAGAUCUCUGUGGAAAGAAUGAUGGGGGAAAAUGAGAAGAGCUUCACAGAUCUGAUUCACUGCAUUGAGGAAGCCCACAAGAAACUGACUGAGAGGAUCACAGAACAAGAAAAGAGAGAAAUGGAGAAGGCUGAAGAAGUCAUGGAGCAACUGAAGAAGGAGAUUGAGGAGCUGAAGAGGAAAGAAGCUGAACUGAAGGAGCUUUCAGAGACCAAGGACCUUCUCCACUUCCUACAGACUUUGUCAUCUCGUUGUGUCCUUCCUGCUGAUGGAGACUCGCUCAGCUUCACUGUCACCACCGAUUUCUCUUCUGAGGACCUUGUAAAGGAGCUGUCAUGUCUGAAAAAGAGUCUGGAGAAGAUCAGUGAACAGGACAUCCUGCUAUUGACUCCAUCAGGUCAUGAAGCUCCAGUCUUCACCCUACGGCCUCCUGAACCUCAGAGCAGAGAGGAGUUUUUACAAUACUUCUGUCCCCUCACACUGGACAUCAACACGGCACACAGAGGCCUCCGUCUGUCUGAAGGGAACAAGAAGGUGACAUAUGAGGGGACAAAAGCCAAAUAUCCUGAUCAUCCUGAUAGAUUUGACUGCUAUUUCCAAGUUCUGUGCAGAGAGGCUCUGACUGGGACUCGCUGUUACUGGGAGGUGGAGUGCAGUGGAAAUGGUGUGGUGAUUGGAGUCGCAUAUAAAGGACUGGGAAGGAAAGGACAGGGUAGAAAGUGUGGCAUUGGAAGGAACGACAAGUCCUGGUGUUUGCUGUGGUCUCAUUCCCAGUACUCUGUGUGGCACAAUAACCAGCAGACUGUAAUCAGCGCCCCCUACCGCCCCAGAAUAGGUGUGUAUCUGGACUGGCCUGCUGGCUCUCUGUCAUUUUAUAGCGUCUCACACACAAUGACCCUCCUGCACAGGUUCAACACCUCCUUCACUGAGCCCCUCUAUCCAGGGUUUAGGUUUUAUUUUGGUCUUCACUCCAGUGUAACAAUCAGAAAUCUGACACCAUGUGACCACUGGCCAGUACCCUCCACCAGUCACUUGAUGUCCCCACAAGCUCAGGUCCUCUUUGUGUUUGUAGUUUGGGGUGAAAUUAAAUUUAAAAGAUUGGUGAGUUGGGGGGGCAGCAACUCUGUGAGUGAAUUUGUGGAUGAGAAUGUGGGGCGAGUGCAACUGUUAGGGUCUCCAUUAUUAUUGGGUUUGAGUAGCCAAUCAGGUGUGUGUGUCAUAAUGAGGGGCGGAGACAUCUCAGACCUACAAAUACCAGUGUGACCAGCAGGGGUCACUGUUGAUUCACAGCCACAUGUCCUUCAGGCUGACACCCCAACAACUACUGAGGCCCCCAAGUGUCACUGAAUGUCACCUGUUAAGUAGGACAGGCAUGUGGUCCUGCUGGAUCAGCACAACUGAAAGGCGCUAUACAGACUCAGUAUGGAGAGCUCUUGAAUAGUGACUAUAUGUAGGAGCAGAG
Messenger RNA from Erpetoichthys calabaricus (reedfish), 2285 nucleotides. Its product is annotated as tripartite motif-containing protein 16-like. The record is from RefSeq and is a predicted model, not a curated record. The transcript has 8 exons. Lineage: Eukaryota; Metazoa; Chordata; Cladistia; Polypteriformes; Polypteridae. Bases 155 to 2086 code for a protein of 643 amino acids. Gene Ontology annotation, molecular function: protein binding; zinc ion binding.